UCACUGGCGGAGGCGUGCCCGCUUCCAAGAUGGCGGCAGCAGCGGCGGCGGUGUCGGGCGCGCUCGGCCGGGCGGGCUGGAGGCUCCUGCAGCUGCGGUGCCUGCCCGUGUCCCGUUGCCAGUCAGCCGUGGUGUCACGUGCCUUCCAUGCUUCAGCUGUGCAACUAAAGUCUUCAGAUGAGCAGAAGCAACAACCUCCCCCGUCUUUUUCUCAGCAACAUCCUGAGACACACAGGGCAGAAGAACCCAAGCCAGAGUCCUCUCGUCCACCCCCCAGGUACACAGAUCAGGGCGGUGAGGAGGAGGAGGACCAUGAGAGCGAGGAGCAGCUGCAGCACCGCAUCCUGACCGCAGCCCUGGAGUUCGUGCCUGCCCACGGGUGGACAGCAGAGGCCAUCGCGGAAGGAGCCCAGUCUCUGGGUCUCUCCACUGCAGCAGCCAGCAUGUUUGGGAAUGACGGCAGUGAGCUGGUACUGCAUUUUGUGACCCAGUGCAAUGCUCGGCUCACUCAUGUGCUGGAAGAGGAGCAGAAGCUGGUACAGCUGGGCCAGGCCGAGAAGAGGAAGACAGACCAGUUCCUGAGGGACGCAGUGGAAACCAGACUGAGAAUGCUGAUUCCGUACAUUGAACACUGGCCCCGGGCCCUCAGCAUCCUCAUGCUCCCGCACAACAUCCCAUCCAGCCUAAGCCUGAUCACCAGUAUGGUGGAUGACAUGUGGCAUUACGCUGGGGACCAGUCCACUGAUUUUAACUGGUAUACCCGCCGAGCUGUGCUGGCUGGCAUCUACAACACGACAGAGCUGGUGAUGAUGCAGGACUCGUCCCCAGACUUCGAGGACACUUGGCGCUUCCUGGAAAACCGGAUUAACGACGCAAUGAACAUGGGCCACACUGCCAAGCAGGUAAAGUCCACUGGAGAGGCACUGGUUCAAGGACUCAUGGGUGCAGCAGUGACGCUCAAGAACCUGACCGGUCUAAACCAGCGCCGGUGAGCGGGAUGGGGUGUGAGCUAGAGUGCCCAGAAGAAAACCUGCAGAUACAUUGAAAGGGCUUUGAAAGAUAUGAAGUGCCGCCCAUGGAACAGGGUGUUAAUGAGAAAACUGAAGGACUCCUGAGUCACUACGACAGCCACCUGGAAACCACAGAGCACUUGAUACAGCUGUAGCCUGCGAUCAGGCUACUUCUUCAGUUCUAAAUACCAGGCUAGGCCUCCUGAUGCCUUUCUGCAUUACCACUGUGUGACUGAAAAAAUGAGGCUCUCAUCCAAGCGUUCAAGCCACAGAAACCCGGCAUGUCCCUGUCUAUGGUCUCACAGAUACUUGAUCAUGUCUUAACCUUCCUAGAGUAAUCUCUGGGGCUCCCAAAUCAGAGUCGGGCUGUGAAACCUUUAUAAAGUGGCAGCCCAUCCCCAGCACAGCACAGACUUGUGCACACAGGCGUUCCUUGCACCCCUUCCCUUUCUGGUGUCCUGAGAUGCUGCACCUGGGAACCCCUCAGAAAGCUGCCUCACUUGAGACUGGUGCCUGCUGGACAGUGGUGCCCAGCCUGGCCAGAGGCGUGAACCCAGGCCGUUGUCGCAUUACACCAGCAUGUGUUGUAGGGUUAAGAGUCUGUACAAAUAGUAAUAAAUAUGUUUGAAGCA
Molecule: messenger RNA, 1642 nt
Organism: Leopardus geoffroyi (Geoffroy's cat)
Lineage: Eukaryota; Metazoa; Chordata; Mammalia; Carnivora; Felidae
Gene: COQ9
Product: coenzyme Q9
Exons: 9
Coding region: 30-992 (320 amino acids)
Biological process (GO): ubiquinone biosynthetic process
Cellular component (GO): mitochondrial inner membrane
Molecular function (GO): lipid binding
Source: RefSeq, a predicted model, not a curated record